AUGGAGCAACUCUUUCAGUGUCCAAUGUGCAUUUUUAUAUGCUCUACACCGAAUGAGUGGUUGUGCCAUUUGAGGAAUGCUGCUCACGAACAGGCCUUCAGUGUCUCAUGCUGUUUCGAAGACUGUUCUCAUAACAGCCCAUUUGCAACCUUUGCUGGACUGAAGUCACAUGUAUAUCGUGCCCAUCUUAAGAGUGACGAAGUUCCUCAGGAAGAUGAUAGUGAUAUUUGCACAAGAGGCAAUGAAGAUACACUGGAUUAUGAUGCACAUACUGUAUUGGAUGAGUCAAUGCUAGAUGCAGACAUAAAUCACCUUCUUGAAGUUGAUUCACAACAAACCAAACGAGAGUCAGCUCUGUUUAUAAUGAGGCUCCGUGAAGUCAAGAGGUUGUCCCAGUCUUCAGUAAAUGAUGUCAUAUGUGGAUGUCGAACAUUGUUUAGCCAUACAAUGACACGCCUCCAUGCAAGCAUACGACAACGACUAGCAGAGACUGGGAGUGAUGCUGAUGUGACUGAUAUUUUUGAAGAAAUAGAAGAUCCGUUUCUUGGUUUAGACACAACAUUUCUACAAGAAAAAUACAUUAACAAAGAGUUUAAUGUUUUGGAACCAAAACCAAAACAGAUCGGAAGACCGUACUACAUUAACAAAAUGUUUGGACAACGCAGACGUAAGGUUCUUCAGAAGGACACAAUGCACUAUGUUUCACUAAUUGAAACCCUUUUAAUGUUUUUGCGUGAUCAGUUGUUUUUGUCCAAAUUGAGUUUUGAAGUACAAAAUACUUCUGGCUCUUACUUUGAUUUUAGUGAUGGGAGCUUUUUUCAAAACCACACUGUUUUCAAAGAAAAUCCGACAAAUUGUUUGCAAAUUAUUGCUUACUACGAUGAGAUUGAAUUAUGCAAUCCACUAGGUACAAGUGUCAAAAAGCACAAGCUAGGGUGUAUCUUUUAUACCCUUGGCAAUUUGCACCCUAAAUACAGGUCUACAUUCAAAGCUAUUUUUUUGUCAACUAUAGUGAACCAUACUAUAGUACAAAGGCAUGGUAUAAAUGCUGUGCUCGAGCCCUUUGUCCAUGAGCUUAAUCAGCUCUCUACAUCUGGAAUUGAAGUCCAAGGCCAAAUUUACAAGGGGAUGUUAGUUGCAUUCUUAGCUGACAACCUAGCUAGUCAUGCAGUAGGCGGUUUCAAGCAGUCAAUGUCAUUUGCAAGGCGGAUAUGUCGUUCAUGUAUGGCAACAAAAGAAGAGGCAUGCCAAAUAUUUUUGGCAGAAAACUUUGUGCUUCGGACACCAGAGCAACACGAGGUAAUGUGCUCAGAAGUGAUGAACGAUUCAUCAAAUACACAAGAAAAAUCUAAAGAAUAUGGUAUUAAUGAGCGCAGUAUUUUAAAUGAUGUUAAUGGCUUCUCAGUAAUUGGAGGGUUAUGCCACGAUGCCAUGCAUGACUUACUUGAAGGUGUAUUACCAUAUGAAUUAAGGUUGCUUCUACAACAUAUUUUUGAUAAAAAAUAUUUCACUUUAGCCCAGUAUAAUGAUCGUGUGGCAUCUUUUGAUUAUGGUUACACAGAGCUUCCAAAUAAGCCCAAUGAACUAUCACACCGUUGCUUUCUCGAGAAGUUAAAACUUCGUUAUUCAGCUUCAGAAAUGUUAUUGCUAGCAAGAGUUUUGCCUUUCAUUAUAGGAGACAAGAUUCCAGACGAUGAUGAGCAUUAUCAUUGUUUCCUAAAACUACUAAAAGUGCUUCAAAUUGUUUUAUCUCCUUCUUUAAAAGAUGACGUUAUAUCUUACCUGCGUGUCCUUAUUGAAGAGCAUCACUCAAUGUUCAUUGCUCUCUACCCAGACGAAAGUUUUAUUCCUAAACUACAUUACUUAAUCCACUACCCAAAACAGAUUACUGAGCAAGGUCCUUUGAUACGCUCAUGGACAAUGCGUUUUUACAGUGUAACUUGA
Molecule: messenger RNA, 1944 nt
Organism: Amphimedon queenslandica
Lineage: Eukaryota; Metazoa; Porifera; Demospongiae; Haplosclerida; Niphatidae
Exons: 3
Coding region: 1-1944 (647 amino acids)
Source: RefSeq, a predicted model, not a curated record